CCCUCAGUUCCAUUUUGCCCCCUAAAUCAAUCAACAAUAACACUAUCACCCCUAGCAUUGUCGAUGAUCUCUCUCUAUAUCUGUAACCAAAGUCGCAAGAAAGGCACCGCGAGAGCAUUGACCUACGGAGCCUUCUCCACCCGAUGAAUCCCUACGCUCCGCCGGACGGCCGGCCGACCGCCCAACACCACCACCGUCACCACCACCAUCACCACCACCAGCAGCAAUCGAGGUACGCUCAGGUAUCUUCUUCGCCCCGGCCGCCGAACCGCUCAAAUUACUCCGAUAACCCCAAUCUCUACCCUCCCCAAACCGUCCCCCAUUACCACCACCACCACCAGCACCAUCAGCAGAGCCGCAACUUCCCGCCGCAGAUCCACCACCCUUCGGAUUACCAUCCCUCCCCUGCACCACCGAGAGCGCUGACGACCUCACUCCCACGAUACGAGCUUGCUACCCGCGGGUUCAACCCUAUCGAUGAUGAUCGUGAUCGGCGAUCGAUCUAUCACCACCACCAGCACCACCAUCAUGCCCUUGUUGAUAGCGACCGUCGAGUCCUCGGCGGACACGACUCUCCUUUUGUGGAAAAUCGCGCAGAAUUGCUCGAUCGGCGUCUGGUGCAUAGGUCGUAUUCCAAUGCGGAUUACAAUCAUGAUGUACACCGUCGUGCACCUGAGCACAGAGCUGCCUCGCCUUAUGGGCCGGUUGAUAGCUCUAGGCGUGAAGUAGAGCCAAUUUCCAGGGUUAGGUUAAGGGAGAAUUAUGCAGAGGGGUCCGGUUCUGAUCAGCAAGACAGUCUUUUUCAUGGGUCUUCCUAUCGGUUUUCGUCAGUUGCAGGCAGCUAUGAUAGUGAGCCUCACCGGAAUGAGAGAGGAGACGGCACGAGUGGGAGGCAAAGUUGGGUUCAUAAGAGAGACAAUACCAGGAAUUCAAGUGAAUCACUUCCUGAAAUUACAGAUUUUGAUGGAGAGGAUUUUAGGACUGUUGCAUUGAAACAGGAAUAUCAUGCUGCUGAAUUUGGAAGAUAUGGCGGUGCCAGUCGGGGUAGUAGAGAAGUCGUCCGCGAACAUAGUCUCACUCCCAAGAAGCAACUACAGAAGAAGAGUGCGUUCUUGAGGCUUCAGAUGCCAAGGUUUAACCACAGGAUUAGAGACAAUGAACGGCAUUACAGCAAUGGCUAUAACGAUGACAGUGGCUCUGGCCCUGGUUCUUCCAAAAGUAAGGGGCAGGGACAGUUUAUCAGUUCAGAUCAUGGGCCAAGGGACACAAGAGAAGAUGGUUCAGUGGAUCUUGAUGUUUCAUUUAAAUCUAACACGCUGAUUGCCAAGCCCAUUGUUCAACCUACAAGCCCCAGGGUUGUUUACGAAAAGGAUUACAUGCCCUCAAGCAAGAAGCUGAAGUCAGCUAUUGUGUCAGAUAAAGAUAGCACAAGUUCAUUGCUGGACAAACUCAAUGUGUAUGAUGAGAAAUUAAACUCCUCUCUUAGUGUGACUGGUGUCGCCAUUAGCACGACCGAGAAUUCAAAACAAUUGCUUGAGAGAGUUGGUGCAUCUGCUCAACACCAGGAUAAUUUGGGACAUUUGGAAGGGAUAGUUGCUGAAUCUGAUGCUCCAGUUAAGUCAAAUAGCAGCUCAUUACCUGUAUCAAAAGUGACGAAUGUCUCAUCUGUUACUUAUGAAGUUGGAAAGUCUUGUCCAAGUCCUGUUGCAGAUAUAGGCAGUAGUGAUCUUCAAGGUAGGAAGGAUGCAGUGGCUGUGGGACAAGAUUCUAAGGUUGGCGCUACAAGGGAUGUGGUUCUUGAUAGAGCUGAGAAUGUUGGUUCAACUCAGGGUAAAACUGCAGACAAAGGGUUGCCUGGUAAAGCACCUUCAGUCAAGGAUGCAGUUCCUGAGGGACAAAAUUCUAAUGCUGGCCCUAAAAGCAAUGUUGCUUCUGAUAAAGCUGGUAAAAAUGUUCGCUCGCGUCAGGGUAAAACUGUAGGCAGAGGGUUGCCAGGUAAAGCACAUUCAUUCAGGGACGCAGUUCCUGAGGGACAAGAUUCUAGUGCUGGCGCUAAAAGGGAUGUCACUUCUGGUAAAGCCGGUGAAAAUGUUGGCACAAGUCAGGGUAAAACUAUAAAGAAAGGGUUGCCUGGUAAAGCACAUUCAUCCAAGGAUGCAGUUCCGGAGGAACAACAUUCUGGUGCUGGCGCUAAAAGGGAUGUGGUUUCUGAUAAAGCUGGUAAAUCUGGUGGUUCAAGUCUGAGUAAAACUGUAGACAAAGGCUUGCCUGAUAAAGCACCUUCAGUCAAGGAUACAGUUUCUAAGGGACAAGAUUCUGCUGCUGGCGCUAAAAGGGAUGUGGUUUCUGAUAAAGCUGGUAAAACUGGUGGUCCAAGUCUGAGUAAAAAUGCGGACAAAGGCUUGCUUGAUAAAGCACCUUCAGUCAAAGAUACAGUAUCUAAGGGACAAGGUUCUGGUGCUGGCGCUAAAAGGGAUGUGGUUUCUGAUAAUGCUGGUAAAACUGGUGGUUCAAGUCUGAGUAAAACUGCAGUCAAAGAGUUGCCUGAUAAAGCACCUUCAGUCAAAGGUACAGUUCCUAAGGGACGAUAUUCUGGUGCUGGCGCUAAAAGGGUUGUGGUUUCUGAUAAUGCUGGUAAGGCUGGUGGUUCAAGUCUGAGUAAAACAGCAGACAAAGGGUUGCCAGAUAAAGCACCUUCAGUCAGGGUUGCCAAGAAGAAAAAAAUUGUGAAGAAAGUGGUGAAAAAAGUUGUUACUCGUAAGGCAGACCCACCAAACCGGCAGCCUUCUAGGAAGCAUGACGGGCUCAAGAAAGCAGAUAGUCCUUCAAGAUUAGUGUCUUCCAAAGGUUCAGGUUCUUUGCAAGAGGAAAUUGCAAGCCACAGUAUGGCAUUGUCUGAGGAGUGUCUAGCGACCAAUGAUUCAAAUGAACCGGGACUUUUACGACAAAUUGAUGAAAAGAAAGGAUUAUCGUGUUCUUUUUCAUCACCGAGAUUUGGCAGAGAGACAGAUGAGGGUACUGGUGUUUUAUGUGAAAACAAGGAGAGAGAUUGUUCAUCUUCUUCUUUUUGUCCUGUGAAUUGUGAAGAAACGAAAGUAGAUGCACCAAAUGCUAAUAAUGUUGACCUCCAAAUUGUUUCGAGUUCCAUGAAUGUACCAGUUGCAGUGGUUGAUGGUAAGAUUAGCAAGGAUGAAUUCAGUGGACAAUUACAUCAAGAUGUGAAGUUUUUGCUGCUGGACAAUGAGGCAGAGAAAGAUAAUCUUGCAGAAGAUUGUAGUACUACGCGCAUGUCAACCUUAAGUGGGUCUAAUAUUGAGGAUGGUUCUACAGUGGUAGAUGGGUCUUUGUUGAUGAGAAAUGCUGCUUCUGGUCCUGAAGAAGAUUUGAUUGGCUCGCAAGACUUACCUAUUAUUGGUAAGGAGAAAUUUGAUGCUCCAGAUUGCAGCCUUAAUACUUACCAAAUGACUACUGGGCUUUGUGGAGAUUCUCAAAAUGUCAUGGAAACAGGUGCUUGCUGGGUUUCUGGCAGUUUUACAACUAACUCAGAGAAGAAUUUCAUGGGUUUGAGUAAUCUCAUUUGUGAUGAUGCAAGGGGACAGUUGCCCCAAGUGAGUGGCCCAAGAAUGCUUGAUAAUGGCAGCAAAGCAAAUCUAGGAAAUUUUGAUCUGACAGUGGACAAUUCAAAGGACAGUGCACUCAAUGCAGGUAGAAGCCACCGUGGGAUUUUUCAAGUUGAUCCUCUGACUUCAAGAGAAGCCAGUAUCUGCAUAAAACCUGUGAGUAAAACAUAUAGUGGCCCUUCAGAUACUUUAGAUACGGUUUUAAAUUUAUGUACCCAGAAUCCUGAUCCUGCAGUAGCUUCCAGUUUGGGAGAGUUGACUGUUGGUUUACCUGCAAUCACCUUUGGGCACAAUGUUUCACAUGGAACUGGGUCAGCAGAUGCACAUGAUCCUCUUGAUACUAAGGUUUCGCUGGAUAGUGAUAGUGGUCUUGAUGAGGGUAGAACGUCACCCACUCUGAGAAAGAGGAGAAAAGUUUGUUCUGCUUAUUCAGGAUCUUCUGAUGCAAUGGCACCUCAGGACAAUAACAUCGCUUUGGUUGCAGAUACAACUACUACUUUUGUACAAGUGCAGCCAAUUCCAUGUGAUAGUUCAGUCCAACCAAAAGUGGCAGCUGCGGGUGCGGGUCAUAAUGCCAAUACACUUCAGGGGGCUGCUUCAGUAUCAACCUUGGAAGAAAGAGGUGUCAUGUUCAAGGACACUAGUCAAGUAGGACAAUCUGAUGGUAUGGGUUCAGUUAAUAAUGUGCAUGUUCCUGGUGUUCAGUCCAGUUCAUUUCUAGGGCAGUUGGGCAUCGGAAAUGGAGAAUCUGCUGAUCACCUGAUUAUAGAAGGCAGGCCUGAAGAAAAUUCUCUUGCAGUUGAUCUGUUGCAUGAUCAUCAAAACAGGGAUAUUGAUCAAGAAAGAUUUGAGGAGAGAAAAUUGGACUUAGAUCCUUCAGAAAAGCAAGCAGUGAGCGAUUGUGAGAGAACGAAAUCCCUUAUUCCAGAUAUCAGUUUUCAGAGCUCUGAUCAGUUGUUCUGUCCUGCAAAUAUAGAAAACGAUGCCAGUCUCAGUUUGAAGGAUGAAUCACCUUCUGUUUCACUUUAUUUGUCAUUUUCUGGUGAGGUUGAUGUAGCUAGAGAUGGAGUUCAUGCUUCUAACUCCUAUGAUGAAGUGAUGGAGUCUGUGCCUGAUGCACUAUCCGAUAUGGGUUCACCAGAAAGUCUACAUGUCUUGGGUGCACAAAACUCAAGUGGUGGAGCCUUGCUUGACCAAAUUGCUAGCAAGGCAGUUGUGAAGAAUAUUGGUACGGAUCAUGGGGAGAAUCUGGCUGUUGGAGGAGGAUCGAGUGCAUCUGCUGGCUUUGCUAUUACCUCAAUUUCGCAUGAAAAUUUAGUUGGUUAUAGUUCGGAUAAUGCAUUAGAGAAAAGCUGUUCGGCGAGGGAUAAGACAGUAAGCUUUCCAUCAAAUGGUUCAAGAAGUAUGAAUUGCGGUUCAGAUCCAUUGAGCACAGAGCCGUAUGGGAGAUUGAAUCGGCACAGUCAUAUGAUUCGAAGGGCCUUUCCCAGUCAUUCCUCUUUUACUGCCACAACUUCAAAGAUUACUUCCAAUUCCACUGCAAAACCCAAUACGUGGUGCCGAACAAGUAGUUCAUCUGCUGCUUCUCCAGGGCUUAAACCUUCACUUGGCACUUUACCAGCAAAAUUACCUCUUCCAGGAAAGAAUGCAAAGCUUCAAAAUACUUCUUAUAUUCGAAAAGGCAACAGCUUGGUCAGGAAGCCAGUAGCUGCUAUCCCUCAAACCCAGCUUUCCCAUAGCACAGUCCCUGUUCAUAGGUCAAACUCCUCAGAUGUGCAUGACUUGAAGAAGAGCACUGUUUCUGCAAAUACUGAUGAUGUUAAUGGCAUGCCAAACCAUUUGAGGACAGGUGGAAGAAACCAUCUGGCGAGACCACAGACACCUCCGCUAUCUGUCAGUGAUAACUUGCCUAACUGCAAUAUUGUUCCUUCAGCAAGGUUGCCAUCUUCUCAAGCAGCAAAUCCUUCAGUUACUGGUUCGAGUCACCCUGUGUCAGAUCCUAUGGGUUGUACCGAGAACGAUGUGCUGAAAACUCAUGAGGAUGCAGGGAUGACUUCUGAAGCCCAUCAAGAUCAAACUGCUUCAAUGAACAGUUCAGGAAGUCAGAAUGAAAUGGAGGAUGAAAGCUUGGCGACAUCUAAAUUGAAGAGGAUUACGUAUGUGAAGUGCAAAUCAAAUCAGUUGGUAGCGAAAGUGAAUGAUUUUGACCUGCCCAUUUGUAUGGUCGAUAAGAAGCAAGGCCUGCCCUCUGAAGGGUACUACAAGAGGAAGAGAAAUCAGCUGAUUAGGACUUCAUUAGAUAGUGCCAAGCAAUCAUCUUCUGAUAAUGCAGAUACUGAGGGACAGCUGGGUGCAAACAUUGUUACCAGUGCUAGUAGUGGCAGGAGGCGUUCUCUGAAAGGUGCUUCAAAGCUGCAAACACCUCUAAAGUCUGCUUUGGUGUGGACUUUGCGUGGUACGUCGGGCAACUUCAAUGCAUCAAAUCAUCAUAAGUUCUUCCCUCAGUUUUUCCCCUGGAAACGAGCAACAUACUGGCGAUAUUUUAUGCGGAAUUCGGUGUCUAUUGGAGAUAAUAGAUCUUUAUCUGCCAUCAGUAGAAGAUUGAUGCUGUUGAGAAAGAGGGAUACAGUCUAUGUAAGGUCAUCUCAUGGGUUGUCGCUUCGAAAAUCAAAGGUAGUGAGUGUUGGUGGGCGUAGUUUAAAGUGGUCAAAAUCCAUUGAAAGUCAAUCAAAGAAAGCUAGUGAGGAAGCUACACGAGCUGUUGCUGCAGUAGAGAAAAAGAAAAGAGAACAGAAUGGUGCUGCUUCUCUUGCUUCUGUCACAAAGAACAAAAGUCAGUCUCUGCGAGAGCGCAUAUUCCGAGUUGGUAAUGAACGCUACAAAAUGGAUGCCUCAAGGAAGACACUCAUAAGAAUUUCAGAUGAUGAAUCAUCUUUGACAGCUGCUUCUCAGCAAGGAACAAAUGCGAAGAAAUCAUACGUUCCAAGGAGACUAGUCAUCGGCAAUGAUGAGUACGUCAGAAUUGGCAAUGGAAACCAGCUAAUUAGAGAUCCAAAGAAAAGGACUCGGGUUUUGGCAAAUGAGAAAGUUAAGUGGAGUUUGCAUACUGCGAGAUUAAAGUUGGCUAAAAAGCGGACAUACUGUCAGUUCUUUACCAGAUUUGGAAAGUGCAAUAAGGGUGAUGGGAGGUGCCCUUACAUUCAUGAUCCCUCCAAAAUUGCCGUCUGUACGAAAUUUUUAACUGGUUCAUGUUCCAAUAAUGACUGCAAGUUAACCCAUGAGGUUAUACCAGAGAGAAUGCCCGACUGUUCUUACUUUUUGCAAGGUUUAUGCACCAAUAAGAAUUGUCCAUAUAGACAUGUAAAUGUCAAUCCAAAUUCGUCCACUUGUGAAGGGUUCCUAAGAGGCUAUUGUGCAGAUGGCAAUGAGUGUCGGAAGAAGCACAGCUAUGUCUGCCCAAUCUUUGAAUCAACUGGGAACUGUCCUCUGGGAUCCAAAUGCAAGCUUCAUCACCCGAAAUCUCGCACCAAGGGAAAGAAGAGGAAGCGAUCAAAGGAGAAGAAGAAUGCUAUGGGCCGAUACUUUGGUGGUUCAAAGUAUGUCAGAGCAUCUGAUCCUGGAACAUCAGUCACAGAGAAGCCCUCGGCUGAUGAAAGCAAUUCCAAUAAUGGGGAUGACAAUCCAUUUGAAGAAAAACUUGCCGAUUAUGUCAGCCUUGAUGUUAGUGAUGAAGAAGAAGGUGCUGAGGAUAUUGGUCGUGUGAUGGGCGUUGAGGCCAAUGAUGACUUUGACAUGGAAUUGGAUGAUCUUGAUGAGCUAAUUAAACCCAUCGGUAUUAUGAACGUAAUGGCAUAGUUAGUACUUCCGGCUAGAGUCUGCGAGGCAACAUUUUUGAAGAAUGGCAGUGCUGCUGCUUUCUUGGGAAAUUUCGUGGUCGUAGCUGUGAAUAGUCUGAGGAAGUUUGAGGAGCUUUCUUGAGCAGGACCUGUUUUGUGACAUCAUCAGAUGCACGGGACACAUCUCUUGGCAGGUGCCAGCUUCGACUCAAGUGGGAGUUGGAACAUCGAGAAUGUUUCCUGUGAUUUUCGCUGCAGGUUCCCUGAAGACGGGACAUCGGCAUUCAUCUUGCAGAUGCAGAAGUUGUAACUAUUUUAAUAGCUUUUUUUUUUUUGUUUCAGAUGGCAGGAAUUGAAUUUGUGUUGGUACUGCUUCUUCUGUAUGCAUACAUUUUGUACAUACACAGAUCAUAUGGUUUCAAUAUAGUCACAGAUAGAAAUUAAUGUCUCGCUA
Molecule: messenger RNA, 7910 nt
Organism: Punica granatum (pomegranate)
Lineage: Eukaryota; Viridiplantae; Streptophyta; Magnoliopsida; Myrtales; Lythraceae
Source: RefSeq, a predicted model, not a curated record